CUGCCACAGUGUGUGUGUCGCUCCAAUCUUGACUUCCACUUGGUGUGAACAGUUUUUUGGUCACUGUUUUAGCGACAUAAUCAGUACUUGAAGUUAUAUUAACGUCACGUACGAUGUACUGCCUAACAAAAUCUUCGAGUCAGUUUGCAGAAUUAAGAGAGGGAGGCUCCCCUGUCACUUUAAAUUACAGGAAAGAAGAAUAAAACCCAUGUAUGCAUAAAAUAGGCAGCCCAGCGGGAUCCUGAGAGGCGACUGAAGCAACCCUUGAGCUCCUGAAGUUACAGAGAGCGUGUGUGUGUGUGCGCGCGCGCGUGUGUGUGCAGUCCAGGAGGAUUUGACGUUCUUGUCUGACAGAGUUGGUUUCCGAGGAUCUCACAACACGAGGAAAAUGAACUCGCUGGAGAAGUGCAACAACUUCAUGCGUCAGUUCCGUGACGAUGAGUCGCGCGAGCUUAAGAAACUCACCGCCAACCAGUUCAUGGAAGUCUGGAGCCACUACGACGCUGACGGUAAUGGAUACAUCGAGGGAUCAGAGCUGGACGGCUUCCUUAAGGAAUUUGUCUCUUCAGUCAACGCAAAAGAUGCUAAUCCGGAGUCUGUGUCGGACGCCAUGUUGGUGGAACUGAAGGAGUGCUUCAUGGAGGCUUAUGACGACAACCAGGACGGCAAGAUUGAGAUCAGGGAGCUGGCACAGUUGCUGCCCAUGGAGGAGAAUUUCCUACUUCUCUUCCGAUUUGACAACCCUCUGGACUCCUCCGUCGAGUUUAUGAAGAUAUGGAAAACUUACGACAGAGACAACAGUGGUUUCAUAGAGGCAGAGGAGUUAAAGAAUUUCCUACGAGAUCUGCUGAGGGAAGCAAAGAAGGACAAUGAUGUUUCUGAAGACAAACUCCUGGAGUACACCGACACCAUGCUUCAAGUCUUCGACCAGAACAAGGACGGUAAACUGCAACUCUCGGAGAUGGCCAAAUUGUUGCCAGUUAAAGAGAAUUUCCUCUGCCGUUCAGUGUUAAAGGGAGCGUCUAAGCUGACGAAAGAGGACAUCGAGAGGGUCUUCGCACUCUACGACAGGGAUAACAACGGUACCAUAGAGAACGACGAGUUGAAUGGUUUCCUGAAGGACCUGCUGGAGCUCGUGAAGAAGGACUACGACGCGUUGGACCUGCAGGAGUUUCAGGACUCGAUCAUGAGAGGCUGCGACUUCAACAAGGACGGCAAGAUCAGUAAGAAGGAACUUACCAUGAUCCUGCUGGCCCUAGCAAAGCACGGUGCUGAGGAUGACAUGCAGACCAGUGGAAUGGGUCUGGCAGCUAACAACCCACUAGCAGAGAUCGCCACCAUGGGCAUGAAGGCCUUCAAGCUACAGAAACUACGAGUCCGCCACUUCGUUAACCGCACCCUGGGCGCUAACACCACUAGUCUCUCACACUAAUUACCACUAUCAAAAGUACUAAUACCAGUCUCUCACACUACCACUAACAGAGGCACUAACACCAGUCUCUCACACUACCACUAACAGAAGCACUAACACCAGUCUCUCACACUACCACUAACAAAAGCACUAACACCAGUCUCUCACACUACCAGUAACGGACGCACUAACACCCGUCUCUCAAACUACCACUAACA
This is a messenger RNA of Cherax quadricarinatus, 1629 nucleotides long. Lineage: Eukaryota; Metazoa; Arthropoda; Malacostraca; Decapoda; Parastacidae. The record is from RefSeq and is a predicted model, not a curated record.